AUGACCCCACCAGUGGAGGAGCCAGAGCCUGACCACCUCACCACUAAAGCCCCUAGCAUCGCCUUCCCUCUCACCAACUCUCCUGUGCCCCCAGAACCAAAGGUAACCACGCACCCUCCCUCCCUCUUGUAAGGUGAUAUUAUAAGUAAAUGUUGAGAUGUUUUGAAUCGAUACUUAGCUGCGCAGUGGUGUAAAGUGAUUGUGACAGUGAUGCUAAAAGCUUCUUUGUUCUCUCCACAGACUAAAGAGGAGAGCGAGGCGAAGAAGGAGCCUCCUCGAUUCCAGCUGUCCUCCCUUAACCCCCAGGAGAGGAUAGACUACAGCGCCCUCAUAGACGAGCUGGGUGAGUCCUAAUCCUCCACCCUCCUCCCUGUCUCUGACCAUCUAACUGGACUGUAUUUGCCCUGUUGUCUCUGUAGUACAUCUCAGUGGUCUGAAGUAGCCUCAACUCCUUUGUUGCGUCUCAGAUUGGCACCCUAAUCGCUAUAUAGUGCGCUACUUUUGACCAGGGCCCAUAGGAUUCUGGUCAAAAGUAGUGCACUAAAUAUGGUGCCAUUUGGGACACACUCUUGUCUACUUGUUUAUCUGCAUUGGUCUGUAUCUAUGCGAGUCCCCCUAUUGCAUUUGUCUGUCUGUGUGCGUCUUUGUCUGACGCUACAUGUCUUUGUUCCUCUGGGGUCCCUGUAGGUGGUGUGGUGCUGGACAAGCAGUGCUUUGACCCCAGCUGCUCCCACAUCAUUGUGGGGACCCCCCUGAGAAAUGAGAAGUACCUGGCAGCCAUGGCCGCAGGGAAGUGGAUCCUGCACUGCUCCUACCUGGAGGCCUGUCGCUCCGUGGGACACUUCAUCCAGGUCACGAUCUGGCCAUCAGUGCAUCAGACCACAACAUGCCACUAUUUCAUUUUCAUUUCUAGCCCCAGCUUGUUUUAUUUAACCUUCAUUUAACCAGGAAGUCCCAAUGAGGUCAGAAGACUUCACAUUGUUUUAUGUAUCUUGACUGUGUGUUCCAGGAGGAUGAGUAUGAGUGGGGCAGUAGCUCCAUCCUGAACGCCCUACUGUCUAUCAGCUCCCAGCAGAAGAGGCUGGCGUUGGCCGCCAUGCGCUGGAGGAGGAACCUGCAGGACCGCAACAACCAGGAGGGAUCAUUCAGCGGUUGGACCGUCAUGCUGAACAUGGACCGGACCAGAGAGUCAGGGUUCAGACGACUCCUGCAGUCUGGUGGAGCAAAGGUUCAAACAAAGCUCUUAUCUGUCAUACUGUACCUCAAUCUUCUUAGUUUGGGUAAAGCUACUAAGACACAACUGCUUUUCAAGUCUCUUCCAUACUUGCCUUUGUAGAUAUUGACACUUGUACACUUCUGGAUGUAACUCCCAUCCACCCUCUCUCCUAACCUCUCUUUCUCCUAUAUUUCUUUCUUCUCCCUAACCCUCUCUCCAGGUUCUCCCCAGUCCCUCUCCAUCUCUGUACAAGGGAACCACCCACCUGUUUGCAGAGUUCAGUCGGUUGAAGCCGGGAGACUUCCGGGUGGAUGUGCCAGAGGCCAUGUCCCAGGGGGUCAAAUGCCUAAAGCCAGAGUUCAUCGCAGACUACCUCAUGCAGGUUAGUGGGACUGUAACUAAAAUGCAUAACUGCCUCACAAAGAGACUGCAGAAGGCAUUUUUUGUUGUCUGACUACUUUAAAGGCAGUGUAUUCGGUGCAUUCGUAGAGUUUUCAGAUCCCUUGACUUUUUCCACUUUUUGUUACAUUACAGCCUUAUUCUAAAAAAUCUAAUAAAUUCCUCAUCAAUCUACACACAAAACACCAUAAUGACAAAGCGAAAAGGUUUUUAGAAAUUUUAGCAAAUGUAUUAAAAAUCAGAAAUACCUUAUUUACAUAAGUAUUCAGACCCUUUGCUAUGAGACACGAAAUUGAGCUCGGAUGCAUCCUGUUUACAUUUAUCAUCCUUGGGAUGUUUCUACAACUUGAUUGGAGUCCACCUGUGGUAAAUGCAAUUGAUUGGACAUGAUUUGGAAAGGCACACACCUGUCUUUAUAAGGUCCCACAGUUGACAGUGCAUGUCAGAGCAAAAACCAAGCCAUGAGGUCGAAGGAAUUGUCCGUAGAGCUUCGAGACAGGAUUCUGUUGAGGCACAGAUCUGGUGAAGGGUACCAAACAAUGUCUGCAGCAUUGAAGGUCCCCAAAAACACAGUGGCCUCCAUCAUUCUUAAAUGGAAGAAGUUUGGAACCACCAAGACUCUUCCUAGAGCUGCCCGCCCGGCCAAACUGAGCAAUCGAGAGAGAAGGGCCUUGGUCAGGGAGGUGACCAAGAACCCAAUGGUCACUCUGACAGAGCUCCAGAGUUCCUCUGUGGAGAUGGGAGAACCUUCCAGAAGGACAACCAUCUCUGCAGCACUCCACCAAUCAGGCAUUUAUGGUAGAGUGGCCAGACGGAAGCCACUCCUCAGUAAAAGACAUGAAAGCCCGCUUGGAGUUUGCCAAAAAGGCACCUAAAGACUCUCAGACCAUGAUAAACAAGAUUCUCUGGUCUGAUGAAACCAAGAUUGAACUAUUUGGCCUGAAUGCCAAGCGUUACGUCUGGAGGACACCUGGCCCCAUCCCUACGGUGAAGCAUGGUGGUGGCAGCAUCCUGUUGUGGGGAUGUUUUUCAACGGCAGGGACUGGGAGACUUGUCAGGAUCGAGGGAAAGAUGAACGGAUCAAAGUACAGAGAGAUACUUGAUGAAAACCUGCUCCAGAACGCUCAGGACCUCAGACUGGGGCGAAGGUUCACCUUCCAACAGGACAACGACCCUAAGCUCAUAGCCAAGAAAACGCAGGAGUGGCUUCGGCACAAGUCUCUGAAUGUUCUUGAGUGGAAAAGGUCAAGGGGUCUGAAUACUUUCCGAAUGCACUGUAAGUAAUUUGGGGAAAGUCUAAUGUGAAACCUUGGUUAAUGUUUGAUCCAUAAAGUGGUUACUUUCCUUCAUGUAACAAUACAAUGUGUUCAACAUUCUCCAUAAAACCCACCCUGGCCAGUGAAUUAAAGGUUAUCCGUGUAACAUUUCCACCUGCAACUAGUGCUAAAUAUCAAUUACAUACCAGUAGUAGCAAAAUAAUAGAAAUCCACCCGGGUAAAACAUACUUAUUAGAAUGCAGCGUGACGCUGCAAAUGAGCUUUUUUUGACGGUGACUAGCCAGGCAGGUUGUUUUGUGUACACGUUUUUCACGUCCUUGCAACAGAUGUUUUUGGGGAUUAUGAAAAGGUAAGAAGCAGUACUAAGCCAUUUUAGGGGUUUCAAAGCAGUGUCCUUGAAAAACCAUGACGGAAUCGAUACGAUGGCUUAAAUAUAACAUGUUGCUCCUUUUAAGAAAUAAAAAGAUAGAAACUAAAACUCCUCUCUCAUGAGUCUUGUCUUUUUGUCCAGGAGCCUACUCCACCAAUAGAGAUGUACUAUCUGCCUGAAGCUGCCCAAUGUCUGCCAGCGGCCACAGAUGCCAGCGGCGCCACCCCCUCCCGCAAGCGCAAAGCAUCAGGAGAUUCCUCAAAGUUGAAGAAGACCCGCCUCAAGUGA
Molecule: messenger RNA, 3550 nt
Organism: Coregonus sp. 'balchen'
Lineage: Eukaryota; Metazoa; Chordata; Actinopteri; Salmoniformes; Salmonidae
Source: the annotation of a GenBank genome assembly